AAAAGUGCACCUCGUCGAGCGGUGAUUUUCUCGUAAUUGUUACAGCUUCUUCGGGUUGUGUUCGGUUGCGUUUUACCAGUAAGAAGUUCUACAACCAACCGUUCUCAAUGAAAUCCAUUCACGCACCCCUGUGUUGUUUGCUGAUUGCUAUCGUUACAGUGAAUGCGGUGCCAAUGUCGAAUAAAGCUGAAAUCCGGAGGAACAUUCGUUUGUGUGCGAAGGAGAUGGGGGUGUCAAGCAGAGAAGCGAUUCGGGUGCUGAAGGGUAACUUUGCUGAUGAUAGCGAUAAUAUCAAGUGCUUCAUGAAGUGCAUGUUCUACAGCAUGGGCUUCAUUGACGAUAACGACCAGGUUGUGGAGGAGGCAAUCCGGGAGAAGGUGAUGGCCAACAUGGAUUCGGAGGAGGCAGAAGCUCUGUACAGCAAGUGUAAGAUUGCUGGUGAAGAUAUUUGUGAUACUUCCUAUCUAGUUUAUAAGUGUAUUUUUGAAAACUAUGAAAUCGCAGAUGACAUGUUGGACUUUUGAAAGGGUUCAUCGACUUCAAGCAUAUAUUCUAGUGAAAUAAAAUGUGAUAUUCUAAAUACAAAAUAUAACUAUAUAUAAAGUAGUUCAACUUUCGUCUUAUGAUAGCUUGUUUUAUUUAGUGAGAUAUUAUUUACUGAUUGUGAACAGAUUGAAACUGAAUAAAUGUUAGAACCGCCAUUGUUUGAACAAGAUGUCAAUUUUUGGAAUGCUGAAACUGGGCAGAAAAAUGGUUAUAUAGAAAAAGGUUUGUUUAGAGAAGUAAAAGUGAUGUUAAAAUAAUUAAAAUUUUGUUACUGCAAGAUAUCGUUUGAAACUUUACUCUUCAUUCAUUGAAAACAAUCAUGAGCCAGAAAUGUGUA
Molecule: messenger RNA, 883 nt
Organism: Malaya genurostris
Lineage: Eukaryota; Metazoa; Arthropoda; Insecta; Diptera; Culicidae
Product: general odorant-binding protein 56d-like
Exons: 3
Coding region: 108-524 (138 amino acids)
Biological process (GO): sensory perception of smell
Molecular function (GO): odorant binding
Source: RefSeq, a predicted model, not a curated record